AAUAUUUGUGGCAACGGUUUUUGCCGUGAAACUCAAGCCUUUCCUCUUUUCUUAGAUUAUAUAUAAACACUGUUCUUUGUCUCUUUCCUUGGUUGUUAAGUGCAACGCUGAAACUAAAACAACCCCUUAGAAGACAACAUUAACUACUGUAAUCCCACUUCUUUGAAACCUCAAAGCAAAAUCUUUGUUUUAGUUAAUGGCUCAAUUCACCCCACAAGGACGUUUGAAGCUGCUCUUUCAUGGUGAUGGGGUGGAACCAAAGGACCCUUUUCAUUACAAGCUUGUCAGCAAUGUUUUUGGUGGUUCUGGUGGGCUAAAAUCACUUCAAACUCAUAAGGGCAUGCUCAGAUUCCUUGGUUCUACUACUAGAAGAAGCCACUUUUCUUCUUCUUUGAAGAAAGGCAGCAAAUUUAAUGCCACGGCAAGCCUGAAUGUGAGUGAUGAAGGACUUUAUGAUGAAGAGGAUUAUGAUAGUGAGUUUGGGACUGAUGAGUUGUCUUGUUUUAGAGGUCUUGUUUUGGAUAUCUCUUACAGGCCAAUCAAUGUUGUUUGCUGGAAGCGUGCUAUAUGUUUGGAGUUCAUGGAGAAGGCUGAUGUUCUAGAGUAUUAUGAUCAGACUGUGAACUCCCCAAGUGGGUCCUUCAACAUACCAGCUGUCUUAAGGAUUCCCCAUCUUCUGCAAGUUGUGAAGAGACGAAGAAUCAACAUCAAUCUAAGCCGCAAAAAUAUUCUAUUUAGAGACAAGUUCACUUGUCAGUAUUGUUCUGCUCGUGAUAACUUGACCAUAGACCAUGUUCUUCCAGUUGCAAGAGGUGGUGAAUGGAAAUGGGAAAAUCUGGUCGCUGCUUGUGCCGAGUGCAAUUCAAAGAAAGGUCGAAAAACUCUAGAGGAAGCAAAUAUGAAGCUGAUUAAGGUCCCCAAGGCCCCUAAGGAUUAUGACAUACUUGCGAUACCUCUAACAAGCGCCGCAAUAAUGAUGUUGAGGAAGAGAAAUGGUACACCAGAAGAAUGGCGUCAAUAUCUCUCCUCUUCCAUAGAGCCUUAGGCAUCCAUCUAUGCAGCCUCUUGUACAUUCUUAUAUUUUCCUACAUAUCAGAUAAGUCCUCACUUCUAAAUUGCAUUCAAAACUAGUAUCAUAUUUCGACUUCUAAUUCACAAAAUGAAUGCAUUCAUUUAGAAUUUUCUUUGGCAAUGUUUUAAGGCCAAACGCUUGAUCCCCUAAAACCAGUUAACUAUAGCAUUGUAUCAUGUUACCGACAAUCAUUCUGAGAAAGCUCUGUACUAUUUUUACUUUUGUUUC
This is a messenger RNA of Gossypium raimondii (Peruvian cotton), 1300 nucleotides long. RefSeq lists its product as uncharacterized. The coding region runs from base 197 to 1045 and encodes 282 amino acids. The record is from RefSeq and is a predicted model, not a curated record. Lineage: Eukaryota; Viridiplantae; Streptophyta; Magnoliopsida; Malvales; Malvaceae. The transcript is spliced from 7 exons.